AUGAAGAACCUACUUCCAAACAUGCCACCAAGAAGAGAAAGGCUGAAGCUACUCCCAAAGAAGCAACCCCCCACCUCGACGCCAAGUCCUACAUCACCUCCAACACCUUCUGUUGGAUGUAAAUGUGAUGAGCUGAAGGAGGAGCUAAGAGAGCUGAAAACAGAGUUGAAGGAGGACCUCAAAGACCUGAAAACGGAGCUCAUCAAAGAACUUAAAAUCACCAUCAAAGAAACUCAAGAAACUCAAGAAACUCACCAUGCUUAUAUGAAAAAGUUGGUUAUUAGUAUGUCCGAACAGUUAUUAGCCAAAUUCAACCAAAAGAUGACCAUUUUAAUAGCCAAAUUAGAUAAUAUGAGGGAGAAGAAAAAGAAGAAGAAGAAGAAGAAAAAGAAGAGAAAGGUGGACAACAAGAAGGAGAAAAUUGAGGAAAUGAUGGAGAUGAAGUUGAAGGUGGAUGGUGUGGAGGAUGAGGAGAGUGUGGAUGUGAGGGUGAAGGAUGAGAAGAGUGUUGAGGCUGUGGAGAAUGAGGAGAGUGUGGAUGUGAAGGUGAAGGAUGAGAAGAGUGUGGAUGUGAAUGUGAAGGAUGAGAAGAGUGAGGUGGUUGAUAAGGAGAAGAGUGGAGAGGUUGAGAAGGAGAAGAGUGGGGAGGUUGAGAAGGAGAAGAGUGGGGAGGUUGAGAAGGAGAGUGUGGAUGUGAAUCUCACCAAUAUGAUACAACAAGGAAUUAAGAAGAAGAAGAAGAAGAAGUUUGAAGAUGACGAUUAUGAUUUCAAAUAA
Molecule: messenger RNA, 777 nt
Organism: Impatiens glandulifera
Lineage: Eukaryota; Viridiplantae; Streptophyta; Magnoliopsida; Ericales; Balsaminaceae
Product: cilia- and flagella-associated protein 251-like
Exons: 3
Coding region: 1-777 (258 amino acids)
Source: RefSeq, a predicted model, not a curated record